AUGACUCGAACUCUUCUAACAGUUCUUUUCUUUGUUCUCAUUUCGAAAGCAUACUCUGACUGCUAUUUUGCAUUUCUUCAAGCAUCGGGUGCGUGCUCUUCUGAUUCCGAUUGUGGUGGAUCUCCAUGUGUGAUGGAUGUCAAGUCUGGAAGUCAUGUUUGCUGUAAACCAAAAGCUGGAACAACAGCUCCAAAAUGCCCCGGUGGUAUGACGUACUCUGGCAUUCCUGUUCUUUGUGACCCAGCUGAUGGAGAUGAUGGUUGUCCAGCUGGAUCAACUUGCAGCGCUAGUUCAACAGACUUCACAAAAGAUUCUGCUUCCCCAAACUCACUCUGCUGCAAACCCUAA
Messenger RNA from Caenorhabditis remanei, 348 nucleotides. RefSeq lists its product as uncharacterized. The transcript is spliced from 4 exons. The coding region runs from base 1 to 348 and encodes 115 amino acids. NCBI's taxonomy places the organism in Eukaryota, Metazoa, Nematoda, Chromadorea, Rhabditida, Rhabditidae. The record is from RefSeq and is a predicted model, not a curated record.